Colletotrichum navitas is the source of this 652-nucleotide messenger RNA. RefSeq lists its product as uncharacterized. NCBI's taxonomy places the organism in Eukaryota, Fungi, Ascomycota, Sordariomycetes, Glomerellales, Glomerellaceae. The coding region runs from base 93 to 533 and encodes 146 amino acids. The record is from RefSeq and is a predicted model, not a curated record. The transcript has a single exon.
GAGAGAGAGAGAGAGAGAGAGAGAGAGAGAGAGAGGCCUUGCCUCAAGGUAGGAAGCCAAGAUGCCAAGCAAGACAGUCCGAGUAUUCGUAGAUGGGGUUUCGAAGCGUUCCUAUGGUGUUGAGUACACUAUUGAUUAGCCAUGAUAGAUACUUGCUUGUACUGUGUUUUCCUACUGUGCUUUUGGUACUGUUGCAUACCUGUGCGACCCUAUCUCAGUUUCAGAGCGAUCCGGAUCCAAGGCCACUUGCAAACAAUACAUGGAAAACUUGCUGUUGUUACGUUGAUGGGAGCAGGGCCGGCCCCUUCGGCGAAUCACAAUCACGUGUUUGCAGCUCGAGGGUGGCCCGGAAAGAGAGGAAAAGAGGAACCAUUGAUAGGAAGGUGGUACCUGCCUGCGUACGCGCCUACCUAGGCAAGCAUAUGAGAAGAGAGGGGGGAAGGUCCAGUUUUCUACCUUUCCUUCCUUCCUUCAUUCACUCUAGUGUUCGUGAGAAGGAGAGGAAGGAAGGUGGUUCUGUGGCUCCUUGCUGACAAAAACGCCCUUUUCCGGCCGCGCCCUAAUGUCAUCUUUGCGCCCUUGGACCCCCGAUUCUCCCCGAAAUGCCCCAUUUGCAGCUGAUAUACAAGGGAAAACCUCUCCCUCCCUCCCU